AUGCCAGGCACCCUAGCGCUCAGGGAGAUCCGGAAGUACCAAAAGAGCACGGAGCCUGUUGUCCUCAGGCUCUCGUUCGGUCGGCUCGUGGCACUCGUCCGCUCUAGACGCACUUUUGGAGGCGAGCCAAGACUUCAUCGUGGGCCUCUUCGGAAAGCCAUCUUCCGCGUUGCGCACGGCAAGCGCAAGACCCUCCAGGUGAAGGACUUGGACCUAGCGCGCCGGAUCCGCGGGAUCCGCGACGACAACAACAAACUGCCUCUGCAGAGGGAGGUGCAGCACGGGCACUCCUACGACAAGAGGGAGUACUAUUCUCAGCUGCGUGCUGGCGCAGAGAGGUGGAAGCCGCCAAAGCAGAUCGAGCGGGAGGAGAGAGAGGCAAGGGAACGGGAGCGCGCUGCCGCUCAAGAGGCAGCGCAAGGCGGGGCUGAAACGUUCAAGGCGGGUGAAGAGAGAGGGAAGCAAGCGGGGAAGCAAGGGAAAUAG
Messenger RNA from Klebsormidium nitens, 486 nucleotides. The record is from the annotation of a GenBank genome assembly. Lineage: Eukaryota; Viridiplantae; Streptophyta; Klebsormidiophyceae; Klebsormidiales; Klebsormidiaceae.